Messenger RNA from Orbilia oligospora ATCC 24927, 2424 nucleotides. RefSeq lists its product as uncharacterized. Lineage: Eukaryota; Fungi; Ascomycota; Orbiliomycetes; Orbiliales; Orbiliaceae. Bases 1 to 2424 code for a protein of 807 amino acids. The record is from RefSeq and is a predicted model, not a curated record. The transcript is spliced from 2 exons.
AUGAAUAACGACGUAAUCGACCCCCUAGCUCUACUCUACAAUACCUCCUUCAAUCUUCAUAAAGUCACGCCGUUGACAACCUCGGGAUCUCUUUCCUUGCAAGCGAACCUGAAGUCGCACUCGAGUCGACUAACCAACCUACUUCGUGGAGAUGUGCUUCGCGGUGUUCGCGUCGCAUCAGAAACUGUUGAAGACUCUACAUCGAGAACGGGGAACUUAAAGCGGGUGGAAUUCUCAGCUAUCACAAUACCUGGGGCCAAUGGCAGUCUUAGAUCAGUCGCGAUCGUUUUCCUCUACGAAAAGAUUACAUAUUCGGCUUUCUUAAUUCAAAAUUCCAACCAAGAUGCUUCGCAACAAGUUGACCAGCCUAUACGGCGAAUAUCUACUCGCAGAGCUUCAAGCAGAGGGGAACAAUCGAAUUCAUACCCUUUGCUCCUCACUCGCCUACCUGCGUCGCUACAGUCUCGUUUUAUUGAAUACCUUGCCGAGAACUUCGACUGCCAUAUUUCGAGCUUGCGGAUACCCGAUCGGUUUAUUAUGGACUCAAUUGAAAACCAUGUCGACAGUUUCACACCCACAGACAAACCAGACGAAGAUGUCCAACCCACUAGGAAUCUCCAAAUAUGGUUGGAACCGCCGUUUUUGUCAAAAAGUGGCGAUGAUGUGGGAUUUAAUAAGCAAGGGAAGCUGCAAACGUUGAAAACUAUCCAGAUGACAUUUUCAAGGGCUGACCUACCAGGAAUGGUGUAUAAAGGGAAUGAGCUGAAGCAUAAACAGGGAAAAGAGGAGAUAGAUAACAGAGGACCUUUUGAACUGGCAUUUUCUCUAUAUGCGUAUCAUCAUAUGGGCAUCUUGGUGGAGAAGAUGAGGGUUUCGAAAGCUGCCUGUGGAGAAUUUGUAAUCGGGACGGCGGCUGACGGGAGCGGGAGGUGCAAAAUCUUGACGGGCCCGACAGAAAACCCCGCCGCUGGAGAACAGCCGGCACCCGAAGGUAGAAAGCACUGGAGCGUUCUUCUGGCGAGGUGCCUCGCCCUUCCACAGGUUCGACAAGCACCCAAGUCGAACUCCCUUCCAGAACCCGCCCAGCCCAAUAUUCCAUGGGGUCCUGGGGGGCUUGCCGAUUUCCCUGAAAUUGUUGAUGAAACAAAUCUCGUGAAUGAACCUACUCAACAGGCGGUGCAACCCGUUACAGGCCCCGCCGCAGUUGAUAAUACUCUUAAUCAGGUCGCAGCGAUCUGGGAUCCUUUUUUGGACCCUGAAUACAACCCCCCAAUCGUCAAUACCGACCCUGUGGGGUAUAUAGAGCCUAUAAACCUUUUUCUAGCAAAUAUACUGGCCGGCAUUAACCCUCCAGCAAUCCUAAAUGGACCAGUAGCUGAUCAAGACCAGGUUCAUGUGCAACAACCACAAGUUUUUGUCAGCGAGGAGGAUGACGAAGAAAUCGAUAGCCCUUCAAUCAACGAGAUCAUUGAUAUCGAUUUCUCCGAAGAACCGAGCUCGACUGGCCUUGGAUACGUAGAAGAAAGCUUAAGUUCUGAUACGUCCCAACCUUUCGCCUACCAUCCGAUGGUCAAGCGGGAGAUUAGCCCCCAGGGACGAAACACUGAAGCUGAAUUCCAAGCUGUGGAAGAGAUUUCCCAACAAGACUGCUCCAAAAGCGACCCUAAAGUCAUCACCCCGGCCCAGUGGGAAUCCUGGUACGAUGCUUUAAACGACACAGCCCUCACGCCACUCUAUAACAACAUCCACGCAGCCACAGACCUCGGUCUGGAUCUCGAACAAGCGGCCUUUCAAGUAGCCCGCAGAACUAAGGGCGCAAUAAAGCCAAAUUCUUUCCUCGAGCUCGCCUUCUACCCAAUGUACGAUAAAAUCAAAGGGCUUGCGCUUCUAUCAAAUGUAGAUGAGCUGGCUAAGAAGCUAUUUGAUUACCAAGAGCCCGUAAGGGGUAUGGUGGAGGUCCAUGAAGGCGAGAUCAAGGAUUUCAUUAAAGACUAUACCAAAGCUAGUCAUGAUUUUACUGCCGUUGCAGCCAAUAUCGCCGGAGGAGCCAGAAAAUCGGACGCUACGACAAACAGCGAGGCAUCCUCUUUUGAAAAUUGGGUUAAAGACCCUAAGAAUAAACCACAAGGCUUAGUGGAACUUAUACAAAAUCUUUCGACAGCGAUCCAAGCUAUAUUCUCGGCGUUCAGUACUCUUCAUUCCAAUUAUGGAUUCUUAGGGGCCGAGUAUCGAGAUGUAGUCUUCGACCAAGUAUCUACCGACUUUGAUGAAGAUAUAGUGGUAGAGAAUCCCUCGCCACCUGUGAAAGCCUCUAUAAGGUUUGAUGCGACCAGCGGAUUGGAUCCAGAUGGGGAUAUGUUUAAGUCAAGGGAGCUGCCAAAAGUCCUGCCCCCAGGGCGUUGGGCGAGCGCUCAGGCUGCUUAA